Messenger RNA from Orbicella faveolata, 2343 nucleotides. RefSeq names its product WD repeat-containing protein 13-like. Gene Ontology annotation, molecular function: protein binding; promoter-specific chromatin binding. The record is from RefSeq and is a predicted model, not a curated record. Lineage: Eukaryota; Metazoa; Cnidaria; Anthozoa; Scleractinia; Merulinidae. Gene Ontology annotation, cellular component: nucleus.
UUCAGCUGAAAUUUAGAGAAAGCUAAGAUAUGAAGGAAUGUUGUCUUAUUGGAUUGUGAUAUCAUUUCAUUUCAGAGUUGUUGAUGAUAUGGGAGGUUUAAAGUUGAAAAAGUCGUUUUCCGUCGAACACAAGUCUCGUCAUGUAAGAAGCUCGUUUUGUCCACUAAUGUCGUUCAGACAAGGAGCUUGUGUUGUGAGCGGCAGCGAAGACAUGGCGGUGUAUUUCUUCGAUGUUGAACGCGCUGAGAAGCCUUGCGUCAACAAACUUCUUGGCCACUCGGCACCAGUCCUCGACGUUUGCUGGAACUAUGAUGAGAGCUUACUGGCAUCUUGUGAUACUGAGGGAACUGUCAUCGUGUGGAAGCGAGAGCAGCGAGAAAAGCACGUUCCAUGAUAUGCUGAUGAAUAUAAAUUUUAGAUAAUGUUAAAAUUAUAAAUGAACAGUGUAUGUAAAAUAAUAUCAUAGUCAACAGCAGACAUUUAGAGUAAAAAGGUAUAAUCUUUUAAAGUAAUGUAGACUUGGAAUACUGCACAUACGGAAACUGUUUCCAAGUGCUUUUCACAACCCUUUAAAAGUGCUAAAACUACUAAAAGUAACUUAUACUGUGUUAUUUUAUUAUUUUACCCUGCACUCUCUAUCUUUUUAUGUAGUCGCUGAGAUAAGAUACGAAAUCUUCAAUUUUAUGCAUUUGUGCCUCGCAUCCACACAGUUUCACGUGCAUCACACGUGUUUGCAGACACUAGUUCGUUGGCGUUUCUUGGCACAACAGGCGGAAAUUAGUUUAACUCUGCGCUUUGCGGUUUGAAUAACAAAGUGCGCUUGUCUCAGGAUGGGAAGAGAAGUAUGACCCUAGAGCAUAUAGCUUCAUUGCUAGGUUCCGUCCAAAGGUUAUGGCCUUGAGUAUUAUAGGGCUGAUAAUGGGUCAUGAUUUUGCCUUGGGGUCUGAUAUUGGAAUAAUAAUUAUUUUAGGUAAAUCUCACUCGCAUGUUGACAUAACUGCCCUCUCUUUUCCGCGCGCUUUCAUCUUCAAACGAAAAUGAUGGCAAGAGAAGUAACCAAGAAGAAUUUUCAAUUCAUGCGAUAAUGUGCGCAAACUGCCAGGUGUGUUGUUUCGGUCAGGAUUUGGAGAGUCGAGUGAGCACCAGCACCAAAAAUUCCAAGAAAUCCACCUAUUUAAACGUUUUCGAUCAUAAUCGUGCGAGGUUGUGCAAGGACCAACCUCAUUCCACUAUUUGCCAAUGUAAAACUCCGUAUAAUUAAUUAACUUAAUGAAUUAUCAGUAAGUUUGAGAAGUUGGUACAAUUUUGCCUCACAUGUUAUACCGUACAAUUAUAAGCCCCCUCCUGAAAACGUUUAAAAGCAGUUUAAAAUAACAUUAUCCAAAUGUAAGUCUGCCACAUUGUAGAUUUGGAAGCCAUUUCUCCAUGGGCGGAAAAUGUACACGAGCACAGCGGAGGUGUUUUUUCGUAACCAAUGAUUAAUAGUUACGAAACGAAUAGCUCUUAAAAUUUCACUUUUCACUUUUUUUCUUUAAUCUCAUAUACACUGUAUACAUAAUCAUUGUCUUCGUUAACCUGCUGUACAAUAUCUGUAUUUUGGAGACUUUUUUUUUUGUUAUGCUAGCGGAAAGUAAGAGAAACUAGUAAACACCAACCUGCAUCAUGCACAAGUCACCCUGAGCGGUCUAUAGUCACAUUGUCUUCAUUAAUUUGGUUUCACUCCGGGGUAAUGUAUACCAGUAGGUUCAUCCGUUUGUUUAAAAACACUGAAAAUCUCAUCAAGAUUUUUGUUUUGACUUUCUGACGACCCGUUGUCUGUAGGAAAUAUCACUGAAAACAAUGCUGGCAAAAACUUGAUUAACUUUGGCCUGAAUUUCCGCCGUCGUUUCCCAUGUGGUCGUUCUUAGGAAAAAGUGAUCAUAAUAAUGCUUAAAUUCUAGGCUCAUUUAACUUCGACGUUGACUGUUGCCUUUAAAAAAGCAUUAUUAAUAGAGGGCAGUGGUUAUGAAGCCUGACAAACAUGAAAGGAGCAAACAUCGAAGAAAUACGUCACUUCAAAAUCCAAGACCGUGCACUAUCUCUUGUUGUUUUUCGCUCAUGAAUAAUGUCAGCUCCUCAGACAGUAAACAACAGAUGUGUUUUGUGCACGGUCAUAACCAUUUCCCUAUAUUAACUACGAGAAAGGGCUCAGAGCUUUUAAGCGCCGCUUAAUUUUUUAAUCAUAAACGUUUCUUUCAUAUCGUCACCCAAUGAAAACUUAUCUACAUGUAUGAAUUAGAAAGUAAUCUGAAAAACUGAAUGUAAGUGGGGGAGUCAUUAAAGUUGCAGGUAACUGCGAUUACA